Messenger RNA from Aspergillus heteromorphus CBS 117.55, 2587 nucleotides. RefSeq names its product putative RNA processing protein Grc3 (gene grc3). Gene Ontology annotation, cellular component: nucleus. The record is from RefSeq and is a predicted model, not a curated record. The coding region runs from base 1 to 2454 and encodes 817 amino acids. The transcript has 5 exons. Gene Ontology annotation, molecular function: polynucleotide 5'-hydroxyl-kinase activity. Lineage: Eukaryota; Fungi; Ascomycota; Eurotiomycetes; Eurotiales; Aspergillaceae. Gene Ontology annotation, biological process: cleavage in ITS2 between 5.8S rRNA and LSU-rRNA of tricistronic rRNA transcript (SSU-rRNA, 5.8S rRNA, LSU-rRNA).
AUGAAGAGAAAGGCCGAGAAAGCGCAAGCAGCAGCUCCAGUCAGCGCUUUCGCGGCACGCAAAGCUCGGCAGGCUACGCAGGCCCCCGUGGCUGCAGAGAAGCCCCAGAUCGUCGAACCGGUUGUUGAACCGCCGCCCAAGAGAGCGCGGCGCUCACUUGAGAAGCAAAGCACCGUCCCAUCCCCAACCGAAGAGAACCCGGCCCAAUUGAGACGAUCCUCGAGGCGCAAGGAAGACAAGUCGAAGACGGAGAAGGCUACACAACCGGCGCGUGCCGAUCCUGUCCCGGAGACCUCUCAACAGGCUACAGAGCCUGUAUCACCCAAUUCCAGCGAGGACCAGGAAUCUUCCGACGAGGAAUUGGAAGAAGAUGUCACUGUGAAUGGCAGUGAGGGCGUUGGGCUCGGGGCCCUCGAGGGAGACGCGGACGGGUACGAAUCGCCUGCAGACACUCCUGUACAGGUUCAGGACUUCCCGCUGUCCAAGACCCGUUUGAGCAAAAACAACAUUGUAUACAGCGAUGAACAUAGGCUUUGUGUCCGCAUCAAGGAGAAGAUGAGCAUGGUCAUGCUGGGGCACUACGAUGUCUGGGUCAAGCGAGGUGUAAUCAGUCUGAUGGGAGCGAAACUGCACCCCUCGUCGCGCGUCUACAGGGUCUACGCUCCUUCGACGCACUCCCUGCCGGUCAUCAAGUGCAUUGCUGGUGUUAAUGGCGAGGCGGAGGUCGAGUUCAAGUCCUGCCACAGUGGGAUCUAUCGUCUUAAGGAUCUCUCGCCCCUCUAUCAACGGAUAUGGAAUGGCAAGAACACAGCCGCAGACAAGCUCACCUUGAAGGGAGCCUCUCCUUCCGCCAAGAGAACGUUUUCAGUGCUGUACACGUCUGCGGAUGACUCUCUAAAGAGACAUUUGCGCCCACUCCACCUCGAAAAGCAAUGGAGCGCCGCCAUCAAGUCUCUCUCUCAACGGGGUGGCCGACUAAAGACUCUAAUCUGUGGACCGAAAGGCUCCGGAAAGUCGACUUUCAGUCGUUACCUAUUGAACCACCUUCUCAGCCCUGCCCCCCAGACCGAGACCAACUACUGCAACGCCGACGGCGUCGCAUUCCUAGACCUUGACCCCGGUCAGCCCGAGUUUGCCCCCAUGGGGCAAGUCUAUCUCGUCCACCUGCGUUCCCCUGUCUUCGGCCCUCCAUUCUCCCACCCCUCCCUGGACGGCUCCCGCGACGGAACGAUCGUCCGAGCUCAUCACAUAGGAGCUACAUCCCCCAAGGAAGACUCCGACCAUUACGUCCUCGCCGCAAUGGACCUGAUGGAGCGCUACCGCGCCCUCCAGGCCAGCUACCCUCAGUGCCCUCUCAUCAUCAACUACCCAGGCUGGAUAUUCGGUCUGGGUCUGGAAGUCGCCACAUACCUCGUGAGAUCCCUCGGCCUCUCCGACGUCGUGUACAUGAGCGAAAAAGGACCCGCUGAAGUCGUUGAACCCCUUGCCCAAGCAGCCUACCAAUCCAAGGUUCCCCUGACCAUCCUGCCCUCCCAACCCACCGACUUUGUCAACCGAUCCAGCGCACAGCUCCGCUCCAUGCAAAUGCAGUCAUACUUCCACAUGACCCGGCCCGGCAACAUCGAGACUCCCCUCUGGCUCGAGAAGCCCCUCUCCCGCACCAACCCCUUCCACGUGCACUACUCCGGCCCCCAGCAGGGCAUCCAGGGCAUCAUGGUAAUGGGGACACAGAUCCACCCUGACCUGCUCCACGAGGUGCUCGACGGCUCCAUCGUCGCCGUCGUCGCUGUGGAAUCUCCCCAUGCCAUCCUCGGCCAAAACUCGGGUCCCAUGCUCUCAAACACCGCCGAAACGGACCCCGACCACGACACCCCCAUGGACGACACACCCUCCUCUCCAUCCAUGUCCUCCUCCACCAUAACCUCCAACAUAACCCGAACCCCCACCGAAGACCUCCCGUACCUCUUCGUCGGCUCGGGAAGCAGCAACCCCCUAGACCCCAAAGUCUCGCACUGUCUGGGCCUCGCCCUGGUCCGAUCCGUGAACAUCUCCUCCCGCACCCUCGAACUCGUCACCCCGAUCCCCGGGUCCCGCAUCCGCGCCUCCCUCGCCCAGGGCCACGGCCUCGUCCUCGUCCGCGGUCUGCUCGAUAACCCCAAUUGGGCCAUCAGCGAGGACUACCACUCCGCCCGUGCGGCCGAGAAACGCCAUCGCGAGGCAACCGAGAAGCUCAAGAAGAACAACGCCACCACCAACACCAAUGCUGUUGAGGACGGUAUCGACGCCGAAAGGCAGAUGCUAAAGGACCGCAUCCGCCGCGCGAGCAACGUUCCUUGGAUGACUGUCGUGGAGGAUAACAGUCGGCGGCAUCGCGAGGCCGUUCAGCGCGAGAAGUCACUGUGGAAGUUGAGAAAGAAGGCUUACCCUGGGAGUGACAGUGAGGGGGAUUGGUAGUUGGUAGUUAGUAGUAGUUCGAGUUGGUGGUUUGGCCCAUUGGACUGAACUAGACCGAACCGGGCGCUGCGGAUCGGUAUCAUUACAUACUGGUUGGUGGUGCCUUGGCUGUCUGUGGAUUGGAUCUUUCUCG